Messenger RNA from Tigriopus californicus, 1297 nucleotides. RefSeq names its product stromal membrane-associated protein 1-like. The coding region runs from base 296 to 772 and encodes 158 amino acids. Lineage: Eukaryota; Metazoa; Arthropoda; Copepoda; Harpacticoida; Harpacticidae. Gene Ontology annotation, molecular function: GTPase activator activity; metal ion binding. The transcript is spliced from 4 exons. The record is from RefSeq and is a predicted model, not a curated record.
AAAUGACCAGAUUGAAGCAGGUCGACGUCAUUGGGCCACGUUCUUCUGGAGGUUUGCCGACGCCACUCAUCUCAAUAGACGUUUGAGUCAAUUUCAGCUGGUUGGAGUGUUUUUCUGUGGGUCAAUCCGCUCGGUUCCCGCAUCCCUGGGGCUCCUUCAUUUCUGCUUUUCUCCUGCCCUACUACACCUACCUGAAGCGCUUGUGUUGUCUUACUGCUUUGCCUGCCUGCUAGUCCUGUAGCGAUCGGGGUAGUCUGACGUGUGCUGGGUCUUAGGCAUCGGGGGUUCGAAUCCGAUGGCAGGCAAAAAUGAUCGAGACCGGACCAAGGUCAUCCAGGAUCGCCUGCAGGUGUUGCUCACGCAAAUGCUCAAGGAUGAUGACAACAAAUACUGUGUGGAUUGUGACAGCAAAGGUCCCCGAUGGGCCUCAUGGAACUUGGGCAUGUUCCUGUGCAUUCGAUGUGCCGGGAUUCACCGCAAUCUCGGCGUGCACAUUUCCAAGGUGAAGUCUGUCAACCUGGAUUCCUGGACCCCGGUCCAAGUCGCGAGCAUGCAACUCAUGGGCAACAGUCGGGCUCGGGCCGUGUACGAAGCCAAUUUGCCCGACGGGUUUAUCCGACCGCAAAAUGAUCAGGCCUUGGAGCAAUUCAUUCGAGCCAAGUACGAAAAAAAGAAGUACAUUGCCCAGGAGUACGUCCCAGAGGCGCCGCCGGACUUUCCUGACGGCUGGUACCAACUGAUCGAGGCUGAGAAGCAGAAGAAGGACCGUUAGAAGAAGGACCGUUAGAAGAAGGACCGUUAGAAGGUCAAACCUGAAUGAUCCCACAGUACGUGUUCAUUGCAAACAGUGCAGCACUCCAGCCUUCUCGCUCCUUAAAGACAAUUUGAAGGGGAGGAAACCAAAAAAAUGACUUCACGCCCUCUGCCGCCUUAUACAGUCAGCAGUUGGAUGUGUCCUCAUUGCAGAUUUCUUUUGUCCAUCCUUAGUAAUGUAACUAUCAUUAUUAUCAUUGUUAUUAUUAUUACUACUAUUAUUAAUGUUAUCAUUACCACCAUUAUUAUUAUCAUUAUUAUUCUCGUCAUCAUCCUGAUACGUUUUCCUCUCUCUCGCGUUUUCGUCCUCCGUUAAAUCACGGAAUGUUCCGCCAAUUCUGAGAUGAAAAAGAAACCUGGUAAUGAGCUUUUCCGACAUGUUCUUCCUUCCUCUCCUUUCCAUUGUACCCACUUUGUAUUUGAGUGACUUUCAAUUCCUAUUUACAGGUAUUUAAAUGCUCAAAAUAUAUUUUUUUUUUCGUCA